Messenger RNA from Trichoplax adhaerens, 3558 nucleotides. RefSeq lists its product as uncharacterized. Gene Ontology annotation, biological process: proteolysis. The transcript has 39 exons. Lineage: Eukaryota; Metazoa; Placozoa; Uniplacotomia; Trichoplacea; Trichoplacidae. The record is from RefSeq and is a predicted model, not a curated record. Bases 1 to 3558 code for a protein of 1185 amino acids. Gene Ontology annotation, cellular component: cytosol. Gene Ontology annotation, molecular function: serine-type endopeptidase activity; tripeptidyl-peptidase activity.
AUGGCUAAAGAAGAUUGGCCAAGAGGUAAAAGAGAAGCAAAUAAAACACCUCGAUGGGACAAUAGAGCAGGUGUCCGUCCAGACAACCGCCCGUCUACUAAAGAAGGCUCUUAUCCUGUAAGGGAAGCAAUGGCGUCUCCUAGCAGCCAAUUUCCUCUUCAAGACUUAUUGCCAAAGCAAGAAACUGCAGCGGAUCGAUUUCUACGCCAAUAUCCUGACUAUGAUGGUCGAGGUACGAUCAUUGCUAUCUUUGAUACCGGUGUUGAUCCUGGAGCGGAUGGUUUACAGAUGACUAGUGAUGGCCGACGUAAAAUUAUCGAUUGUAUUGAUUGCACUGGAAGCGGUGAUGUCGAUACUUCAACAGUUUCUUCAAUCGACGAUGAUGGCUGCGUAACUGGAUUAACAGGACGAAAAUUACAGAUUCCAGCCGAAUGGGAAAAUCCAACCGGUAAAUUUCACCUUGGUAUCAAGCAUGCAACAGAAUUAUUCCCAUCUCCACUUUGCGAUCGACUCAAGAAAGAAUAUCGCAAGAAAAAAUGGGCACCUAGCCAUUCCAAAUGUACUGCUGAUGCAAUAAGAGAGCUCCAACAGUCUGAAAGUAAAGGGCAAAAGCAGACGUUUCUAGAUGAGCUUAUGCGUGAAGAAUUACAACAGCGAACUGAACAAUUAAAAAAUUUAGAUAAAAUUGGCGAUGAAUCUCUACCAAUUUUUGAUUGCGUUGUCUUCCAUAAUGGUUCGGUUUGGAGAUACCGCUAUAACAUACUUGCAAUGAGAUUUAUUCGUACUAAAAUUUUUACACCAUUUUCUAGAGCUGUCAUCGACACAACAGAAACUGGCAAUCUAUCCAAAUGUACAGUUUUGCCCGAAUUUCGACUACAACCCGUAUAUGGAACAUUUGGCGAAGAUGAUUUAUUAAAUUAUACCAUAUCAGUAUAUGAUGAUGGAAACCGAUUAUCGAUAGUAACCAAUGCAGGAUCACAUGGCACUCAUGUAGCUUGUAUAACUUCGGGCUAUUUCGAAAGCACACCAGAAAAGAAUGGAAUUGCUCCUGGUGCUCAAAUCCUAUCCGUUAAAAUUGGAGACACCAGAUUAGAUUCCAUGGAAACGGGACCUGGUAUUGUUCGCGGGCUUAUUGCAAGUAAGAACUAUGGCUGUGACCUAAUUAAUAUGAGCUAUGGAGAAGCAUGCCAAAAGCCAAAUGAGGGACGCAUUAUGGAGCUAUGUAAUGAAUUUGUCGAUGAACAUGACAUUAUCAUGGUUUCAAGCGCUGGUAAUAAUGGGCCAGCAAUGUCAACUGUCGGAUCUCCUGGCGGUACUUGUUCUAGUGUUAUCAGCGUUGGAGCUCACGUUACUCCUAAAAUGAUGGCGGCCCAAUAUUCAUUGCUUGAAAGAGUACAAAGUAUGCAGUAUACGUGGACAUCCAGAGGACCAUGCAUUGAUGGUGCCUUAGGUGUUAGCAUUAGUGCUCCAGGUGGAGCAAUUGCUUCUGUACCUAAGUGGACCUUAAGUAGUUCACAACUCAUGAAUGGCACUUCAAUGUCAUCACCGAAUGCAUGUGGUGGUAUCGCUCUUAUAUUAUCUGGAUUGAAAGCUUGUCAAAUUCCGUUUUCUCCGUCAAGCGUUCGUCGUGCCGUUGAAAAUACCGCAUCAUCAAUCACAGGUGAAGAUCAUUUUUCCAUGGGCUAUGGCCUACUGCAGGUUGAUAAAGCUUUCGAGUAUAUACGAAAUUCUGUAGAUAAACUCAACAAUAACGUCCAUUUUGAGAUCACCUGUGGCAGCAGCUAUGAUAAACGAGGUAUAUACCUUAGGGAGCCUCAGGAAACGUCUUCAAUUUCUUAUCUACCUGUUCGAGUUCGACCGUGCUAUAAAAGUGAACUUGAUUUGAAACUUAAAGCCAAUUUAGAGUAUCGCAUUUCUCUGGUACCCACUGCAACAUGGAUUGAUGCACCAAAAUAUUUCAUGUUGAAUAAUAGCGCGCGGUCAUUCGAUAUUAAAGUUGAUACUAGCGAUCUUCGGCCAGGAGCGCAUUAUUCUGAGAUCUGCGGAUAUGAUAGCGCUUGUAUCGAACUUGGCCCAUUAUUUAGAAUUCCUAUCACGGUUACUAAACCAAUAAGUAUUCGAGAUCCGUUAACACCCAUAUCAGAAAGCCUGACUCUAGAUAAAGGCCAGAUUAAACGUAUGUUUAUUGCAACUCCACCGAAAGCGACUUGGGUUGAAAUAGCACUAACGUCUCUCGAAGAGAGUGGUAAAUUUACCAUGGUAUUAGAUGUGUCGCACUUACACAAGGACAAGUCAUUUAAAUAUCAAUUUAGUAAUAAUCGUGUCGCAUUAGGCUGUGGAGAAACUAAAAAUAUUACUUUUAAAGUUGAGGGGGAAAAAACUUUAGAGUUAUGUUUGACCAGUUGGUGGUCAACACGAGAGAGCAAAAAAAUAAAGUAUGCUAUAACAUUUCACAGCCUUUUACCGAACGAAAGAAACGUAGCAAUGGAAAAUUCAUGUGAAGUGCGUCCUAAUGUCUCAUUACUGAGCGAUCUACUAUAUGAGGCAUUAUAUGAAUCUCAACUUUGGAUGAUAUUCGAUAAGAACAAGCAACACAUUGCUUCUGGUGAUGCCUUUCCUCAUCAGUAUAAAGUAAAGUUAGACAAAGGGGACUAUAUAUUAAAAUUACAAGUUCGUCAUGACAAACGAGACCUCUUGGAACGUUUAAAGAAUAUACCAGUACUUUUAGAGCAUAAACUUGCUAAUUCCGUUUCGUUAGAUGUCUAUUCAUCUCAGCUGAAAGCAUUAUCUGGAGGGUCAAAAAUAUCAAAUAACUAUUGGCUCAACAAGAACAAUACUGCAGUACUUUACUUCGCACCUCUCGAUGAUGAUAAACUACCGAAGGGUGCAAAGCCUGGAAUGUAUUUAACUGGAACAAUAUCUUAUUCCAGUAGUGGAAAAUCGGCAAACAAUGAUUUUGAAGCGGCACAUAAGAAAUUUAUGUUAUCCUGGUUAACCAGAAUGGAUUUUGAACAUGGAGAUAAACUGUACAAGGACCUAGAACAAAAGUACGAGGAUGAUCUUUCGCUUAAAGUUGAGAGAAUGAAAAUGUUAGAUGUAGCAGCAAAUAAACAUGGAUCCGUUGAAGCUUUUGAAAAUGUUAUAAAAGCAGCUCAGUGCAUUAUCGAUUUGAUCGAUACAAAUGCCUUACUGAAUUUUUAUGGUAUGAUAUCAGAUUUAUCCGAAAAUGCAGCUAAAAAGAAAAGUGAAAUGGACGAAAAGAAGAAAUACCUCACCGAAUCACUAAUAUGCAAAGGAAAGAAUAUGGGAUUAUUAGCUAAGCAACUAGAAUGUCUAGAAGAAGAAUCAGCUCGAUAUCAAGCGACUGUAUCGGCUAUGAACGAUGUCUACUGCGAAUUAUCUAAAUGGAUAGACCUUAAAAACCAUAGGGCCCUUGCUUUUAUUUUGGUCCAUGCAAUAACAUUAAAACAAUAUGCAAGAGCCAUAGAUGUUGGAGAAACUGAACUGGCAUCACAUUGCAAAUUGUUACAAGCGUCUGAUAUUGAAGAAAUAUCCUAA